AUGCUUUGUUCAGUGCACCUGAUCCCAUUGCUGGUGCUGACAUAUACUUGCUGCGUCCUUUCGAGACCCGCAGGCUCCGACGAGGAUUGGGAAGUGGGUCGCUUGCCAACCAGUGGCCACGUCGAUGAUAGCCUCUGGGGACCCACUACACGAUCGAGUAGCGACGAAUCCUCGCUCAGGUCGGAUCAUGGUCAGUUCGGUGCAGAUCCUUGGGCUGGAAUCUCGUUGCCGCCCUUUCACCACGAUUGGGAUGCUAUCAUGAGCUGGAGUCACGAUGGACCCAGCAGCCCUGCUUUUCCGACUCAUCCCGAGGCUUCGGGGUCAGAGCGCGGAUCGAGCUCGCUAGAUACGCAGGUCGAUCAGCCUGAAUCUCAUCCGGCCCCCAUCCAUCAACCCGCUCCCGUUGCACAGCCGCCGCUCCAUUCGACCACCGUACCCUGGGGACGGGUUCUGCUGCAAAGGGAUGAAGCAGCCGAAGAAGUAUGGAAACAGCGCAUACGAAGGUCGCUCGGGCUCAAGAACCUUCAGAUCUCAGAAGCGGGCCAGCGUUUGCCCAUCGCCGGUGGUGUCUACGUUGCAGAGGACGAAAGCGCUAUGCAUGAACUCCAUCCUCCUCUGCCGAACGAUGUGAUCAACAAGCACUACGGUCGAGCGAAUCGCGGACCGUUCCUAGCCCGAGUGGAGGGGGCAAAUACCCAUUCGGCUGCCGCGCUGCGACCCAGCGAACAGAGCAGAGGCAUCUACAUGUACCUCAACAGCCGAGCCCAUCUUGACGAGCUCAAUCAGCAUUACUUCCUCAACCACCUCGUCUUUCUCCCCGUCGUCAAGGAACGGCUCACCUUUUCGGAGUUGCGCAAACUUCAUUUGGCCCGCCGUAAACAUUAUGUCUUCCCGCCAGCCCGGCCCAACGGACUCUCUCUCAUCAUCGACAGUCACAACUCGCCUACACCAGGUUCAUCCUCGUCUAUCAUUAAGCUCACCGGUCGAGAGCGACUUGGUCAGACGGUUUCGCUCUGGUCUCCCAGCCUCUUUGACGGGGAAGUCUACACGACGGUCCUGUACGGCAUAGCGCUGUUGGACACCAGAUCUAAGUGGCAAGUGGUCGAGCAUCUCGAAAGGCUCACAGCCACUGCAGAUCCUGCUUCGUACUCGUCUGUCUACGAUGUGCAGGAGCUCAUUCGUCCGUUGUAG
This is a messenger RNA of Kalmanozyma brasiliensis GHG001, 1191 nucleotides long. RefSeq lists its product as uncharacterized. The transcript has a single exon. Bases 1 to 1191 code for a protein of 396 amino acids. Lineage: Eukaryota; Fungi; Basidiomycota; Ustilaginomycetes; Ustilaginales. The record is from RefSeq and is a predicted model, not a curated record.